This is a messenger RNA of Arachis duranensis, 2198 nucleotides long. Its product is annotated as beta-xylosidase/alpha-L-arabinofuranosidase 2. Bases 100 to 2046 code for a protein of 648 amino acids. Gene Ontology annotation, cellular component: plant-type cell wall. Gene Ontology annotation, molecular function: alpha-L-arabinofuranosidase activity; xylan 1,4-beta-xylosidase activity. Lineage: Eukaryota; Viridiplantae; Streptophyta; Magnoliopsida; Fabales; Fabaceae. Gene Ontology annotation, biological process: arabinan catabolic process; xylan catabolic process. The transcript is spliced from 5 exons. The record is from RefSeq and is a predicted model, not a curated record.
CCCAAGUAUGAAUGGUGGUCUGAGGCUCUUCAUGGAGUCUCUAACGUCGGUCCGGGGACUCGCUUUUCUAGUGUGGUCCCUGCUGCAACUAGUUUUCCUAUGCCUAUCACCAUUGCUGCUUCUUUCAACUCUACUCUCUUUGAAACCAUUGGCAGGGUGGUUUCAACAGAAGCCAGAGCAAUGCACAAUGUAGGGUUGGCUGGUUUGACAUAUUGGUCACCUAACAUUAACAUAUUUAGGGAUCCAAGAUGGGGAAGAGGCCAAGAAACACCAGGGGAAGACCCUUUGCUCACCAGCAAAUAUGCUGCCGGUUAUGUUAGAGGCUUGCAACAAACCGACGACGGCGGCGGAGAUAGGCUCAAGGUUGCUGCUUGUUGCAAACACUACACAGCUUAUGAUGUUGAUAACUGGAAAGGAAUCCAGCGUUACACUUUCAAUGCUGUGGUGUCACAGCAAGAUUUGGAUGAUACAUACAACCCACCGUUCAAGAGCUGUGUGAUUGAUGGCAAUGUUGCAAGUGUCAUGUGUUCUUAUAAUCAAGUUAAUGGCAAGCCAACUUGUGCAGACCCUGACCUUCUUAAAGGAGUUAUUCGUGACAAGUGGAAAUUAAAUGGAUAUAUAGUUUCUGAUUGUGACUCAGUAGAUGUGUUUUUCAAAAAUCAGCACUACACUAAGACUCCUGAAGAAGCUGCAGCCAAAUCCAUUCUAGCAGGACUAGAUUUGAACUGUGGUAAUUUUCUUGGGAGAUACACGGAAGGUGCUGUGAAACAAGGUCUUGUGGAUGAAGCAUCAGUUACCAAUGCUGUCUCCAACAAUUUUGCCACAUUGAUGCGCCUUGGGUUCUUUGAUGGUGAUCCAAGCAAGCAAGCAUAUGGAAACCUUGGUCCAAAAGAUGUCUGCACCGCCGCGAACCAAGAGCUUGCUCGCGAGGCUGCAAGACAAGGGAUUGUGUUGCUUAAAAACAACAAAGGGUCGCUCCCUCUUAAUGCCAAAGCCAUUAAAUCAUUGGCAGUUAUUGGUCCCAAUGCUAAUGUGACAAGAACCAUGAUUGGAAACUAUGAAGGCAUUCCAUGCAAAUACACAUCACCUUUGCAAGGGCUAACGGCCUUAGUCCCUACAAGUUAUGCUCCGGGAUGUCCAGACGUGCAAUGCGCCAAUGCGGUGCUAGACGACGCGAAAACAGUUGCAGCCUCUGCAGAUGCAACGGUUAUUAUAGUUGGAGCAAACCUGGCAAUAGAGGCUGAGAGUCUUGACAGGAUCAACAUUCUUCUUCCGGGACAGCAACAACUUUUGGUGAGUGAAGUUGCCACUGUCUCCAAGGGACCUGUGAUUCUUGUCAUAAUGUCUGGAGGAGGCAUGGAUGUUUCUUUUGCCAAAACCAAUGACAAAAUCUCCAGCAUCUUGUGGGUUGGAUAUCCCGGCCAAGCCGGUGGCGCUGCUAUAGCUGAUGUCAUCUUUGGAUUCCAUAAUCCAAGUGGAAGGCUACCUAUGACAUGGUAUCCACAAUCAUAUGUGGAUAAAGUUCCAAUGACCAAUAUGAACAUGAGGCCUGAUCCUGCAACAGGCUACCCAGGUAGAACAUACAGAUUUUACAAAGGAGAAACAGUUUUCGCCUUCGGAGACGGAUUAAGCUACUCGAAUAUUCAACACAGGUUAGUUAAGGCACCACAACUAGCAUCUAUUCCCUUAGCAGACAACCAUGUAUGUCGUUCUUCGAAUUGUAAAUCGGUUGAAGUUAGUGAUGAGCAUUGUAAAGAGUUGGUUUUGGAUAUUCACCUUGGUGUGAAGAACAUGGGAAAAAUGAGCAGUGGCCAUACAGUGUUCUUGUUCUCUACACCUCCUGCAGUGCACAAUGCACCUCAGAAACAUUUGUUGGGAUUUCAGAAAGUUCAGUUGGCAGGAAGAUCAGAAGCAUUGGUUACAUUUAAGGUAGAUGUUUGCAAAGAUUUGAGUGUUGUUGAUGAAGUUGGCAACAGGAAAGUCCCCUUGGGACAACAUCUUCUUCAUGUCGGAAACUUGAAGCAUCCUUUGCGUGUCAGGAUUUGAAACAAUACUUCAAACCAUCUACAUUUUUUUUUUUUCAUUGGCUUCCUUACAAGAAUUUUUUAAGGGGGCAAAAAAUAAGCUUAAGGUAAUUGUAACAAAUUUAUCUGGAUUUUCUCUUAUUUAAAUAAGUGAAAUCAGGAUCAAUUGUAUAA